This is a messenger RNA of Pleuronectes platessa (European plaice), 3956 nucleotides long. RefSeq names its product oocyte zinc finger protein XlCOF6. Lineage: Eukaryota; Metazoa; Chordata; Actinopteri; Pleuronectiformes; Pleuronectidae. The record is from RefSeq and is a predicted model, not a curated record. Gene Ontology annotation, molecular function: RNA polymerase II cis-regulatory region sequence-specific DNA binding; DNA-binding transcription activator activity, RNA polymerase II-specific. The coding region runs from base 940 to 3270 and encodes 776 amino acids. The transcript is spliced from 6 exons. Gene Ontology annotation, biological process: regulation of transcription by RNA polymerase II. Gene Ontology annotation, cellular component: nucleus.
CACACACACACACACACACGCACACACACUCACAAUCACACGCACAGACACACACACACACACACACUCUAGACACAAACACACUUACACUCUCACUCACACACACACACACACACACAUGUUGUCGAUCAAGGGAAAGCGGGAAACAAGAGAUUCAGUGAACAGGAGUCGUGAGGAGGUGGUUUAGUGGCUAGGGAAGGAGGUGGUUUAGUGGCUAGGGAAGGAGGUGGUUUAGUGGCUAGGGAAGGAGGUGAUUUAGUGGCUAGGGAAGGAGGUGGUUUAGUGGCUAGGAAAGGAGGUGGUUUAGUGGCUAGGAAAGGAGGUGAUGUAGGGGCUAGGGAAGGAGGUGAUGUAGUGGCUAGGGAAGAAGGUGAUGUAGUGGCUAGGAAAGGAGGUGAUUUAGUAGCUAGGGAAGGAGGUGAUUUAGUGGGUAGGGAAGGAGGUGGUUUAGUGACUAGGAAAGGAGGUGGUUUAGUGGCUAGGAAAGGAGGUGAUGUAGUGGCUAGGAAAGGAGGUGGUUUAGUGGCUAGGGAAGGAGGUGGUUUAGUGGCUAGGGAAGGAGGGGGUUUAGUGGCUAGGAAAGGAGGUGAUUUAGUGGCUAGGAAAUGAGGUGGUUUAGUGGCUAGGGAAGGAGGUGAUUUAGUGGCUAGGAAAGGAGGUGAUUUAGUAGCUAGGGAAGGAGGUGAUUUAGUGGCUAGGGAAGGAGGUAAUUUAGUGUCUAGGGAAGGAGGUAAUUUACUGGUUAGGAAAGGAGGUGAUCUGGUUUGUCCGAACGUAACCGAAGAAGAAGGCGGGUAACCCGGAUGUUGACGCGGAGGUUAACCCGGAUGUGAAGUCACAGUAGUUUCCGGUCUUCCCUCCUCACCAAAGUCUCUCGGAGUUCUGCCCGAACCUGCGGCUCCAAUUCCCGCUGCAGCUCAACAUCAGCCUCGGAGCAACAUGGCGGCGGUUCGAAGUUUCUGCGGUCAGACGGAGCUCAUCAUGGCGGCGGCAGUGGAGUGUGUUGUGUGUGUCCUCCAGGAGACACUUGGACACACGGACAGGGAGGACACCGGGAUUCAGCUGAACUCCAUCCUCAGCGUCAUGUCAAGAGAGGCUGUUCGUAAAAUCUGCAGAGUUUUUACAGAACUUUAUGUGAGUUUAGAGAAAGAGAACAAAGCUUGGAAGGACGAAGUGAAACAUCUGAAGUCUGAACUGAAGAGCCAGGAGAACUGUGCAGCCAAGACCUGCCAGACUCAAACACUCUAUAAGAUCAUACCAGCAGAUGGGCGUGCUCUGUCGCUGGACAUCGACCAAUCAGCAGGUAACCCUGCUGCUCUCACCAUGGCCAUCCUCAAGUCCACUAAAACAAUAUGUGGCGGCACCCAGGUCCCACUGGUCCCCAUCAGCCAGCCGCUGGCCUCACCAGUCACAGGCCAGAGCAGCAGUGGCCCCCAUGUGCUGCAGGAGACAGCAGACAGGCCCCCUCCUGACAUCGAGACUGAGGUGGUUUUAGAAUCGUUUCAAAAUCGAUCUCCAGAUUUGAUCCGGUCCUCUUCACACAUGACAUCACUUCCUGUGGUUAAUGAUCAGCCAAUUGGUGAGCUCGCAGAUGAAUCAUUGAACGUCAGUGAAGAUCUCCCUACACCUGAAGAAGAGCCAGCUCUGGAUAAACCGUUGAUGGAGACAGAAACUGAUGAAGAUGAAGAUGAGACGAGGAGUCGGCCAGGGCUGACUGAUGACCAGCAGAGGGAAGCAGAGCGGCGGAGGAGGAGGGAGCUGUACAGACAGAAGAGGUUUUUCUGUGAACUGUGUAACAAAGGUUUUCAUCAGAAACAUCAGCUGAACAAACAUGCAUCGUGUCACCUGAAGCCGUUUCCAUGCAGCUUGUGUGAUAAAGGUUUCUACAAAAUCACCACGCUGCACAAACACCAGCUGAGCCACCAGCUGAGGGCGGCACAGGAGAAUGACCCCGACAAGCUGCUGCGUUGUGACCAGUGCGACAGGAAGUUCAGACUGCUGCGACAGCUCAGAGCCCACCAGGCCGCCCACCGGCUCGAGAAGACGCCACUCGGCUGCCACGCCUGCGAUCGCACCUUCACCUCCUCUAGUGCUCUCCGCUAUCACGAGUUGUCGCACACCAAAGUCAAGCCCUUCAUGUGCGACGUCUGCGGGAAGAGCUUCACACGGAAGAAGAGCCUCCGAGAACACCAGACCGUUCACACCGGUGCCCGCCCGUACAUGUGUCAGACUUGUGGGAAGAGCUUCUCCACCGCCAGCAACCUUCGCGUUCACAAGAGAUCGCAUUCAGAUGAGCGACCGUUCAAAUGCAGCGAAUGCGACAAGGCCUUCAAGUGUCGCAUGGGUCUGCUGCAGCACGCCAUCGUCCACUCCGGAGAAAAACCCUUCAUGUGUCAGACCUGUGGCCUUAGCUUCGGACUCAAGUACAACCUGCAAAGACACCUGCGGCUGCACAAUGGAGAGAAACCUUUCAGGUGUGAUCAAUGCGGGGAGGGAUUCACCGGGACCUGGGCUCUGAAGACUCACAUGCUGGUUCACGGAGUGGAGAAGCCAUUCAUGUGUGAUUUGUGUGGGAAGACGUUUUUCUACAACUGUCAGUUGCAGAAACACCAGCAGCUGGUCCAUCACAGUAAAGACGGAGGGACGGACAGAGGAAAGGGAAGACGCAGUUCGUCUGGGAUCAAACCAUUCGGCUGUAAAAUCUGUCUGAAGAGCUUCAGCAGCAGCACCACGCUGAGGACGCACGAGAAGAGUCAUGCAGAGAACAAGCAGUUCACCUGUGACACCUGUGGGAAGUCGUUCCACCUACGACACAUGUACCUGUACCACAUGAGGCAGCACAGCGGCGACCGGCCGUACGUCUGUGGCAUCUGUCAGAAAGGCUUUCUGCUGUCGUCCCAGCUGAAGCAGCACCAACUGCUGCACACCGGAGUCAAACCUCACCGGUGUGAACAGUGUGGGAAAGAGUUCAGGACGCCACAGAACUACCACCGCCACCUGCUGGUCCACACCGGAGAGAAACCCUAUCAGUGUGUGGUGUGCAGCAGGAAGUUCAGGCAGUCCAACCAGCUCAAGUCUCACAUGCAGAUCCACACGGGCGUGAAGCUGUACUCCUGUGACCGCUGCAGUCAGGGCUUCUCCGACUCUCGGCAGCUCAAGAAACAUUGUUGUGGAGACGACGGCCUGAACGACCUGGAGUCCGGCAACAAGCAGAGGAACCACGGGGACGAGUUCCCCUGGACACAGGAGUUUACCAACAGUGACAGCUGACAGCUUUCUUAGAGAUCGGUCAAGAUUUGGGAUAAAUGGCUUCAGUCUGCGUCAGCCAGGACUUCAAUGAAAGAUGGACCACAUGACAGCUCCCUCGCCCCCUGGUGUCUGGAUGCAGUAUAGGUCAUAAACCUCCAUGUUAGCAGAUGGGACCAAACAAAAAAAUCAAAGUAGAUGUUAAAUAAAUGUUUGUCAAAGAUGUUUCUGUCAUUUCAGGUCGUUCUUAUCUCAAUGGUGUUUGUUCAAGUUUCUGAUCAGUUUGGUUUGAAUUAGUUAUUUGAUGAUAUAAAAGCAGGCGGAGACGUCCUGAUUGGUCGAAUCCAUUCCACGACCUUCACUGCACAGACUCAUCAAAUUACAUCAUCAACACAAGAUAGCAGCAUCUUUAUAUACAUUCACUGAUUGUAUACAUAGUGAUUGAUCGUCUUUAUUUAGUCAUUUAUCGUCUUUAUAUAGAUUUAUUUAAAUGGCAUCAGUGUGAGAGAGAACAACAACUGUUUUCUUUGUAUAUUAUUUGUUUUAUUUUUUUAUGAUAGAAACGAAUUUACAGAGAAUAAUUUUCGUCUGAAUGGUUCAGUUCAUGGGAAUAAUGAAACAUUUCAUUUGUUUUGAUCGAUCACAUUCGCUUGUUUUUUGAUAAAUAUGUUUUUAUCAUGAAAUAAAUAAACACCUAGUUUCAGAAAGUG